This is a messenger RNA of Thlaspi arvense, 5844 nucleotides long. The record is from the annotation of a GenBank genome assembly. NCBI's taxonomy places the organism in Eukaryota, Viridiplantae, Streptophyta, Magnoliopsida, Brassicales, Brassicaceae.
AGCAAUAUUAAUUCAACAGAGAAUUUGAAGAACCGUUGGAAGAUCUCCGAAUCCACAUCCAAGCGAAAAAACUCUGAUCCCGUUCAAGAGGCGGCUGUACUUCAUUUGAAUUUGGAAUACACACGGAAGCUUCAGGGACUACGCGGAUCAAGUGCGAGGCUAGAUAUGAGCUUGCUGAAGGAGUUGGAAUCUUCUCGAAGUUCUAACAAUUGAGAUCAGUUCGUGGAACAACUCUUAAGCUCUCACAUGCUGCUAGAAUGCAUUCAAAAAGAUAGGCAUCAGAGUUAAUUGGGCAGAGCAAUUGGAAGAGAUAAUUAGCAAGAAAAAAGCUGUGAGUGUUAUUACAGCCUGGUUUCUUCAGCGUGAGGCUAAAUAUGAGUUUGAGGUUGCUGGGACUACACGGAUCCAAAUUCAAGCUCAAGCCAGGUGAAUUGUGGGGCGGACCUUGCUCUUUUGUUCGUGGACACACUAGGCAAAUCCAAGUCACCUUGCAAUGAUGAAACUCUUGAUCGUAUCAGGUGUAUAUCUUCAAAUUGUUUCCUCGGGUUCCUGUAGACGUGAGCGACGAUGAAGAUAUCCAAAAUCUCCAAAAAUCUCUUGGGGAAGCCAGAUCACGGGUAGAAAACUUGACUUCGUUCUUAUGGGCUGCUAUAAAAGUACUGGAUAUCUUGAGUUGCAUGCUAUGCUGGCCGAUUAUCUCUAUACUGAGUGUUCUGAACAUGACAUGGUCAGAAUAUCACGGCAUUAUGUUAGAGCUGAGGACCCCGAGAAGUUUGCAUCUGUGUUGAUCAACUUUAUAGGAAGGUGUUAUCCUGGUGAAGAUGACCUUGCGAUUGUGCGAGCAGUUCUCAUAUGAAAGAUGCAAGUUUUAUGACGGAUGAGAUUAAGAGACAAGCAGAGAAAAAAACGAGCUUUCAGAAUCAGACCUUAUCCAGUUUAUCUCAUAUCUUCUGGAAACGUUGCAGAGGGAUGCAUUGCCUCUUUUCAAAUGUUGAGAGUAAAAUUUAAGUCCUGCAUAGAUAGAGAACCAUUGCCUAGCGAGCGCUGUGUGAUCAUUGCAUGGUUCACAGUAACUUGCAUUGGUGUGCUUUGUGUCACGAACACCACAGCGGGAUGAAGAGGCGCCCAUAACUCAGAAAUAAAGAUAUGUAUUCUAUUCUUUUUAUUUUAUUUGUUUACAUUAAAAUAUAGAUUAGUUUAAAAUCGAUUAGAUAUAUAUUAAGCAAAGUAUCCAGCCAUGUGAAUUCAUUGGUCGUUAGAGAUUAUCAAUGUUUAAUUAAUUUUCACAACUAAUAUAAAUCAAUCAUUUUUUUUAUAAAAAUAAUAAUUAUAAUAAUAGCAAUAUUAAAUAAAACUUGAAUCUAAUUCAAACAUUUUGUAUUGUUGUAAGUAAAAACAUUUCUACAAAAUGAAACUCUCAAGAAAUAAGAAACGUUGACAGAAGGAAACUCAAAUAGAAAGAUAAGUCUUAUAUUCUCAAUUUUUUUUUGUAUUCAUUCACAUUAAAACCUAGAUUAGUAAAAAUCUAAUCAAUUUACAUUAGUUGUGAAACUAAACGGACAUGGUAUCCAACCAUUUGAAUUCAUUUGGUCGUUAGAGAUUAUUUAUGUUCAAUUUAUUUUUAUAACUAAUGUAGAUCAAUCAUUUUUUAUUAGAAAAUAAUAAUAAUAAUAAUAAUAUAGAAAUAUUAAAUAAAACUUGAAUCUAAUUCAAAUAUUUUGUAUUGUUGUAGGUUAAAAAUUCUACAAAAUGAAACUCAAGAAGUAAGAGGCGGCAAGAGGAGGAAACUAAAAAAAAAAUAAGUCUUCUAUUCUCAAUUUUUUUUUGCAUUCAUUAACAUUCAAACUUGGAUUAGUUUAAAACUGAUUAGAUUUACAUUAGUUGUGAAAUUAAACGGACAUGGUAUCCAACCAUUUGAAUUCAUUUGGUCGUUAGAGAUUAUUUAUGUUCAAUCUGUUUUUACAACUAAUGUAGAUCAAUUGUUUUUUUUAUUAGAAAAUAAUAAUAAUAAUAAUAAUAUGGAAAUAUUAAAUAAAACUUGAAUCUAAUUCAAACAUUUUAUAUUGUUGUAGGUUAAAAAUUCUACACAAUGAAACUCAAGAAGUAAGAGGCGGCAAGAGGAGGAAACUCAAAAAGAAAGAUAAGUCUUUUAUUCUCAAUUUUUUUUGCAUUCAUUAACAUUAAAACUUGGAUUAGUUUAAAAUUGAUUAGAUUUACAUUAGUUGUGAAACUAACCGGACAUGGUAUCCAGCCAUUUGAAUUCAUUUGGUCGUUAGAGAUUAUUUAUGUUCAAUUUGUUUUUACAACUAAUAUAGAUCAAUCGAUUUUUUAUUAGGAAAUAAUAAUAAUAAUAAUAAUAAUAAUAAUAAUAAACAUGGGAUUUGAUGUUGUUUUUUUGUAUUGUAUCAGGUUAAAACCUUCUCCAUAAAAUAUGAAACUAAAAAAGAGAGGAAAAUUCAAGAAGAAAUAUAUGUUUUCUAUUAUCUUUUUUUUGUAUUUAUUCAUAUUAAAAUUUGGAUUAGUUUAAAAUCAAUAAAAUUUAUAAUAGUUGUGAAACGAAGCGGACAUGAACAUGAUAUUUUAUCAUUUGAAUUCAUUUGGUCGUUGAUUGCUUAUGUUCAAUUUAUUUUCACAACUAAUGUUUGGAUUAGAUCAUUUAAUUUCUUACAAGAAAAAUGAUUAUAAUAAUAAUAGUAAUAUUAAAUAAAACUUUAAUCUAAUCCAAACAUGAAAUCUGGUGUUCUUUUUGUAUUGUUUUAGGUUAAAAUUUUCUUUACAAAAUGAAAUUCAAGAAGAAAAAAUGCCUAGAAAAAGAAAUUAAUGAAGAAAAAUAUGUUUUUUUGUUUAAAUAAAAAAAAAUAUGUAUUUUAUUUUUUUUGUAUUAAAAUUUAAAUUAGUUUAAAAUAUAUUAGACUUAUAUUAAUUGUGAAACUAGCCGAACAUAACAUAGUAUUUAAUCAUUUAAAUUUAUUUGGUUGUUAAAAAUUACUUAUGUUCAUUUUCUUUUUCACAACUAAUGUAAACAAUCAAUUUGUUAUUAAAAAGAAUAAUAAUAAUAACAAUAAUAGCAAUACGAAAUGAAACUUGAAUUUAACCUUAUGAAAUUGGUAUUGUUUUUUAACCUAAAACAAACUAAAAAACUUGAAUCUAACAUAAGCAUCCAGUCUCAUUUAAAAAUACAACAUUAAUAAAUGAUCAUUAUUUUAUAAAUUUUUUUAUUUAUUGAACGCAAACCAAAAAUAUGAUAGCAUUAAUAAGAUCUUUUUUAUGAUCUUAAGUGGGGAAAUUACCGGCGAGUCAAGCAAACAGUGAAUUGGUUAUUGCACACAGAGGAGAAGAGAAGGAAAAUAUGAAUCUAACAAACUAAAAAACUUGAAUCUAACAUAAGCAUCCAGUCUCAUUUAAAAAUACAACAUUAAUAAAUGAUCAUUAUUUUAUAAAUUUUUUUAUUUAUUGAACGCAAACCAAAAAUAUGAUAGCAUUAAUAAGAUCCUUUUUAUGAUCUUAAGUGGGGAAAUUACCAGCGAGUCAAGCAAACAGUGAAUUGGUUAUUGCACACAGAGGAGAAGAGAAGGAAAAUAUGAGGAGGCUUCUUGAUAUUUACUUGGCAACUUGUUCUCGAGCCAAGGUGAAAGCAAGCGUCCUUGUUAAUGAAGCUGAACUCGUACCUAGAGGAAUUGUAGAACUUGUAAAUAGACAUUGUGUUAAAACGCUCGUGAUGGGUGCUGUACCAGCGAGCUGCAUAAAGAUGAGGAGUUCCCGCAAAGUAGAUUAUGCUUCGAGAAAGGCGCCUCCUUUCUGUGAAAUAUGGUUUGUCAUCAAAGGGAAACAAGCUUGGGUUAGAGAAGCUUUUGAAAGCCGACAACUUUCAAGCGCUAGAUCAUUCCCCCUCAAGAAAACUUCUCUGCCUCUCUCCCAACUGCGAUCUAGAUCUGAGAGAAACUUGUUUUCCAAUGAGAUAUCCAGCAGAGUUGAGGCUGAUCAGUUUGAUACCGAAGUUCCAAUGUUCUCUUCCCACCAACGUGACAUGACAAGCACUAAAAGUGGUGGAUGCAGUUCUGUAUACGUGUCUGAAGAGAGAAGGCUAUUGUCAUCAGUUUCUGAUUCAGGGUUUGGCAAAGAUUGUCUUUAUGAAGCAACAACACAUACUGAAAUACCAAAGGAUGAAGCUUUUCCGGAGGAGUUGGAUUGCAAAAAGUUGGAGUUGAAAGUUAUUGAAGCCACAAACAAGGUUAAAGCUUUUGAAUCUGCAUACGCCCGUCAAAUAAAGCUCAGGGAAAAUGCUGAGAAUGAACUUAGAAGCAUCAUAAACCAACAGGGGAGGCUCCUGAAGGAGAAAGAGGAGCUCUCUAAAAGGCUUCAAAGAACAACGAGAGACGUUUCUCUCUUAAACUGUCAUACACAAGGAGCAAGUCGACGACGCCGAGAAGUCUCAGCAAAGCUCAAACUCGUGGAACUGUCCAUUGCAGAGUUACGCUUGAGAAACAGAGGAUCCAAAGGCAGAAAUUGGAAGCUAAGUGUUGGAUUGAUCGGUGGAAAGACGCAGGGUCCUUGAAUUGCAAUGAACUUGUUGGAAUUUCCGGCGAGGGUAUGCUUGAGCUGGGAGAGUUCUCUUUGUCAGAACUGGAAUCAGCCACGUUCUGUUUCUCCGAGAGUUUCAGGCUGAGACAAGGUGGGAACAACGGGUGUAUCUACAAAGGGGAAAUGAUGGGCAGAACCGUUGCAAUAAAGAGAUUGCAUCCACAUAACAUGCAAUUGCAACAAGAGUUUCAGCAAGAGGUUCGCCUUCUCAGCAGACUACAACAUCCGCAUCUCGUUCACUGUUUGGCUAUUGUCCUGAAGCAUGGUCACUUGUGUAUGAGUACCUACCAAAGGGUAAUCUACAAGACCAGCUUUUUCCCCGAAAAACAAACCUGUCUCCUUUGUCUUGGGUGACUCGAACUCGGAUUAUAGCUGAAAUCUCCAGUGCCCUCUGUUUCUUGCACUCCAUAAAACCCGAAAGGAUACUUCACGGCGAUCUCAAACCCGAAAACGUACUUCUCGACUCCAAGAUAUGCGACUUCGGAAUCUGCAGGGUGGUAUUUAACGAAGAGGCUAAUGGAAGAGCUUUUCCAUAUACGGAUCCAGAGUUCAAAAGGUUCGGGAUUUUAACUCCUAAACCGACAUUUACUCGUUUGGCAUUAUCAUCUUGCAAAUGCUCACAGGAAAGCCGCCUGUUGGGUUGGUCGGACAAGUGCGAAAAGCCUUGUCCUUUGGGAAGUUAGCCACAAUUUUGGAUACAAAAGCUGGAGAUUGGCCAGUCUUUGUGUUCGAGUAGCUUGCAAACAUCGGGUUACAGUGCUGUGAACCGAACAGCAAAAACAGGCCUGAUCUAACACCUUCUCUUGUGAAAGAAUUGGAGCAGUUGUAUGUUCCAGAAGAACGAGCUGUUCCAUCUUUCUACUUGUGCCCCAUCCUUCAGGAGAUAAUGCAUGAUCCACAGAUUGCAGAAGAUGGAUUCACACACGAAGGAGAAGCGAUACGAUCAUGGUUCAGAAACGGACACGAGACCUCUCCGAUGACCAAUCUGAACCUUAGUCGUCUGCAUCUCACUCCCAACCACGGAAUACGCUUUGCCAUUCAUGAUUGGCUUUGCAAAUCUUGAAAACUGUACAUUCAUUUGAUUUUACUCUGUAUAUCUAUACUGUAUCUCUAUACAGGAUGAGUAAAUGAGAGAACCAGGGAAAAAAAAAAAAAUUAUUACAAAUAUUCAAUAGACAAACACUAAUCUGACCGUUGGAUGGAUCACGCGCUCGAUAAAUUUUGUACGGACGUUGAUUGAUUGUCGAUGUUGACCCAACGCCA